GGGGAGCAACAAUACACAGAGAGAGAGAGAGAGAGAGAGAGGAGGGAGGGAGAGGGGGGAGGAUGAACACUGCAGAGCUCAAUCACUUCCGCACCAUGUGAGUUAAAGGGGCUGAAGCUCAUUUGCUCCCGUUUGGACCUGCAUCCCUCCGGAUAGAGCAGCAGCAGCAGCAGCCAAGGCUUCCAGAGAUCAGGGACUCAGAGAGACCAGAGACCAGAGACUGGAGAGGAGGGCUGCAGAGGAGUCUCCCCCCCGGCAGAGCGCACAGCAGCGGGGAACAUGAGUGCAGACGUGGCCGUGUCCCUGUCGGUGCUCGUGGGGGUCCUCGCGCUCAGUGAUGUGGUCCGCAGGUUGUUGAGACGGGCCCUCGCGGACACCGGCCUCUCUGUGUACGCGGUGGAGCUCGUGUCCACCUUUCAGCUGUGCUGCUGCACGCACGAGCUCAGGCUGCUGUCAGAGGUGGGCGGAAUCGAGCCUCGCCUCGCGCUCACCUUGACGUACCUGGCGGCCGUGACUCACGCGCUCCACUUCAGCGGGGCCCUCGGGAACCCCUGCGGAGCGCUCGAGCUCGCGUACCGCGCGAGGCUCUCGGGCGGGUGCGCACUGCGGAGGAUCGCGUGCCAGUUCGCUGCGGCUGCUGCUGCGCGCGCCGCGGUGCCUCUGAUUUGGGGUGUGGGGCUGUCGGGACUGCACGUGAGACAUAAGCUGCUGGGGUUCAGGUGCAUCAGUCAGAUCCACGCGCCUGUCCGAAGCAGUUGCGUGGAGCUCGCGUGCGCCUUUGCGGUGCAGACUGUGAUCACUCACACGAGAGCCGUGGAGGAGAAACGCGUGCACGCCGUGGCUGCUGUCAUCGCUACUGUGGUUUAUUCAGGUGGCAGCAUGACAGGAGCAGUGUUUAACCCCGCGCUGGCCUUCUCCACUCAGUUCCCCUGCAGUGGGAACUCCUUCCUGGAGUACUGCCUGGUCUACUGGCUCGGCCCGCUGCUGGGUAUGAUGAGCUCAGUGCUGCUGUUUGAUAAACUCGUCCCUCUGAUGUCGAGCAAAUCAUCGUCUCCACAUCUUCCCCUGGACGCUAAGAAGACAACAUGAGCACACGGAGACAGAGCACACAAGGAGAGACGUUAACCUGCUGCUGAUCUCAGACAGCAGAGGUUAAAAAGAAGAAGAAGAAGAAGAAGAAGAAGAAGAAGAAGAAAAGAAGAAGAAGAAGAAGAAGAAGAAGAGCACUGAUUUGCACUUUUUUAGACGUCAUGAUAAAUAAUCCUGAAGACAGAUGGUCUUUGGGAGGAUUUCACCUCAAAAGCACAUUGUAGGAGUUAAAUUUAAGACACUGACACUGUUUGUUUUUAAUUUAAUCAAACUCAGAAUCAGGGUUUCUGCACAUUAACCGGCUUAAGGUGGUCGGUCACACAACCCAACGAAAUUACUGAGAUUUUCAGACAGUUCAACACCUUUUAAAUACUGACAAUAAGGAACAUCUCGUACUGUUACUUUAAUAUCUUAUCACCAACAUGUUUGCGUCGUGUUGCAUGACUUUAGUCUGAUCCCAGCAUGAGAUGUUCUCAUUCCAACAUGAGACUGAAGCCACAUGUCUCUACGAGCUGUGUGGUUAUUAUUUUUAUGUAGUAAAAGAUGUUUAAACUGAGCAAAGUUUUAGGACUGAAGCUCGUUUACUAAACAUUUAUAGUAUAAAGUUCUUAUAGUUAUUACAAAGACACAUUCCUUUACUGUUAUUCAGUCUUAUUGUAUGCAGAGCGAUGUGUAGCAGCGUACUGUUCAGUGAUGUCUGUUAGUGUCAGCACAGAUUCAAACGGUGCCUUCAAUUCUCUGUAAAAAACUGGAAAUGUUAACCUCAGAUUAAACUAUGAAAUCACUGAUGUUU
Messenger RNA from Notolabrus celidotus (New Zealand spotty), 1882 nucleotides. It is a transcript of the gene aqp11, whose product is annotated as aquaporin 11. The record is from RefSeq and is a predicted model, not a curated record. Gene Ontology annotation, cellular component: cytoplasm; membrane. Gene Ontology annotation, molecular function: channel activity. Gene Ontology annotation, biological process: transmembrane transport. Lineage: Eukaryota; Metazoa; Chordata; Actinopteri; Labriformes; Labridae.